Messenger RNA from Culex pipiens pallens (northern house mosquito), 5072 nucleotides. Its product is annotated as mucin-17-like. NCBI's taxonomy places the organism in Eukaryota, Metazoa, Arthropoda, Insecta, Diptera, Culicidae. The coding region runs from base 138 to 5072 and encodes 1644 amino acids. The transcript is spliced from 8 exons. The record is from RefSeq and is a predicted model, not a curated record.
CGAAGAAAGAGCUGUCAAAACAAAACAGAAACCGGCUUUGAAGUUACCGUGCGAAUUUUGACAACAAAACUUAAAACUUAUCUAAAAAGUUACGGGAAAUAUGUGUAUUAGAAAAAUGUUGGCUAUUUAUUACUUCAAUGAAUUGUGCUAAAAUGACCAAUCCUCAGUACAGCUUUGCCUUCAGCAAGAAGUUGAUCGAAACAUUGGCCAAACAUUUCGAGGAAGUCCAACGGGACGAACAGAGUGGCUGGAAGCGGAUCGCCCUUGAGCUGAACGAUUUCGACGGCGUGCCGCUGCAAAGCUGGCAAGAGCUGCGGGCAUACUUCAAGAGAAGUCUCGUGUUUAAACUUUCCAAAACGCGAUUCACCGACGAUCAGGAGCUGAUCGACCGCCUUCAGUAUCCGUACCUACGGAAGGUGUACUCCAUCACCGUCAGCUUCGUGGACAAGGCCCCGAAUGAAAAGGAAAACGCCGAAGACAACGUACUUUUCACCAAAUCUGUCCUCGAUGGAACGUACGAUCCGGCUGUGGUGGCCGUGUACAAGCGUUACGCAUGCAAAGGAAGGAGGGUUUUCGUCUACAUCAACGUGAACGACCCACGGUACAAGCUGCGCGCCGACCAGCGAGAGCUGCUGAUGCAAAUCGAGCAACGAAGGGCACGUAAGCACAAACCAGUCCGCCAGUUGGAAGCUGGCGUGUGGCACGAUGCGGCCAGCGGUUCACGAGUGGGUGGCACGGAGGGUGAUCCGGUGGUGAUCGAACAGGUCGCCAGUCCAGUGCAGAAAGCGAAUGGUUCCGUCCGAAGACUGCUGGACGACGAAUCGCUCGAUAUCAACACCCAGGAGUACGAGCAGAUGAUGAAAGAUUCCCUCGAACCGCAGCUUCCGUCGCUACCCAAAAGGCGUCGCUUCACUAUAGACAGUACCGUUGAUUCCGAAGAGGAGCAGGACGAAUUAGAAGCAACAAGUGUCAUCGAUUUGACCUCGUCCGACAGUGAAUGCCAGAACAGCAUCGUGUUCGUAGAUCCAAACGAUCAAUUCGCAAACUCUCUAAUCAAUGCCACCCAUGAUCCGUUGCAAAUGUCCAACGCCCAGCUUGAGGCCAACUCCCAAGAGUCCCAAGAAGGUGGAGAAAAGGACACAGUUACGUCCGAACCUCUGUUUACGCCGUCCAGCGGUGAGAGCGCCAAGAACAACUCCGAACAUCCUGUAGAACCGGAGCAAACUGUUUCGCAGGAGCCCGCUAGAAAGGCAGAGGUUCAAAAUGUGUCAUCCGACGCCGUACCCGUGGUUCAAUCUUCCUCCAGUGCGAAGACAUUAAUGGCCGACAUCGCUGCAAUAACAAACCAACACGAAGUGCCUCUACAACUCCCCAACAAGGCUCCGAUUGACGAAGAGAGGUCGACAGCGCCAGCGUCAUCGGAGAUUAUUCGUGCGGAGGACCUCGUGGCCAAGAGUCAACCUCCGACGUUGAUUCUGAAGGAAGAACCAUCGCCGGCAGGGGAAAGUCGACCACCGGUGACGGUGAAAGAGGAAUCGCUGGACGAUCCUCCCGCCCGGUCGGCGAAAAAGGUUGGAAACAACCCAGCGGUACCGAGUGGAUCCGGGAGUGGGGAAUUAGCUGUGCCGUCGACCAACACCGGAUGUGUGGCCCGGACUGCCGACGCUUCGAAUGCAAAGAGCACAACCGGAACGAUUCCGACCGAACAGCGUACCAUUACUGCUGAGCAGGUUUCUACCAAGACCGUGGAGGAAAAACGGCCAACCGUGGUGGAGGUGGCAUCACCGCCGAUCAAGAAUGCGGAAGACCUUUUCAACAGACUAUCCGGCACAGUAACUGACGGACCUGGAGGCGACUCAGCAGCGGUUCAAAGUGAGGAACCCCCGGUGCCGUCAUCCAACGCUGAAAACGAACUCCACGCUCCCUCCGUUGAGAUCGUACAAACGCAACCUGAAAUUGCUGGGACCGCGAAGAAAGUCCAACCAGCAGUUGUGAAGGUGGAACCGCCGGACAGUGCCAAACCGAAGAUGACCAUUUCGGCUAGCUUGCUGGCGGUAUUCGAUAAACUUGACGCAAUGUUCGACGGCUAUCAUGCUACGAUCACUGUUAGUGGAACACGAUCGGCGUCGUCAUUCGACGCCGUACACGUGAUCCAGUCUUCCAGUGCGAAGAUGAGCCAACCCGACGUUGCCAGGCCGGUCAGUGAACACACUACAACUCAACAACUCCACAGCAAGACUCCGGAAAAGACUAGCAGUGUCGAGCAGGGAUCGCAAGUUGGAUCAGCGAAGAUCGUUCGUGAAGAGGACCUCGCGGCCAAGAGUCAACCUCCGAGCUUGAUACCGCAAGAAGAACCGUCGACAGCAGAUCCUGACGCUCGACCCGCACAGGUUGGCUCCGUGAGUGCGUCAACCGACGCUGAAAACAUUGUUCCGCCUGUCGUUGAGAGCGCGAUCGCCAAGCAAAUCCAACCAGGAGUUGUGAGUCCGGUCAAUGAACAAACUGAAGGCAACCCAGCGGUUCAGAGUAGCUCCGAUCCUGAAAAUGUGCCUCUACACCUCCACAACGAGGCUCCGGAAAAUGCGAGCAGUGUCGAGCAGGGAUCGCAAGUUGGAUCUUCGAAGAUCGUUCGUGAAGAGGACCUCGCAGAGGGAAGUCGACCAACUGCAGAUCCUAGCGCUCAACCCGCAGAGAUUCUUGCGGUUCUAAAUGGCUCCGUGAGUGGGUCAACGGACACUGAACACGAAGUUCCACCUGCCGUUGAGAUCGUCCAACCCCAACAGAAUGAAACCGGGAAGAUCACUGGAAGCACUUCUGAAAUGGUUGCGAACGCGAAGCAAAUCCAACCAGGAGUUGUGAGGCCGGUCAAUGAACACGCUGAAGGGCCUGGAGGCGACCCAGCGGUUCAGAGUAGCUCUGAUCGUGAAAAUGUGCUUCAACAACUCCACAAGAAGACUUCGAAGGUAAUCCGUGAGGAGGACCGCGUGGCCAAGAGUCAACCACCGAACUUGAUUCCGCAAGGCGAACCAUCGCCAGCAGAGGGAAGUCGGCCAACUGCCGACGUAGCUUCACUUCCCACCAAAAGUCCUCCCAAUCGAUCCUCAACAGAAUUUGUGCACGAAGUUCCGCCUGCCGGAAUGGCGCCGACCGCGGAACAAAUCCAACCAGCUGUUGUGAAGGCGGAACCGUCGGAGGCUGGUUUUUCGAGCUUGUUGGCGUCGAUCGAUAAAUAUUUAGCGCUGUACGACGACAGUGACAGCGAUUCCCCCGCUCCUUCAGUUGCAAACUCCGGCACGAAAAGCGGUCCAUGCAGCCCGGACGCCGGUGAGAUCGCUACCUUUAGUGCAAAGGAUCCACAGAUCAACUCCGGACCGAUCUCAACCGAGCAGCGCGCAACGGGUCAAUCCGAUGUUGUGAAGCCGAUCAAUGUACCGAGUAGCUCCGGUCGUGUAGAUGUACCUCAACAACUCCACAACAAGGCUCCGGAAAAGACGAGCAGCAUUGAGAUCAUCCGUGAGGAGGACCUCGUGGCCAAGCGUCAACCUCCGAGCUUGAUACCGCAAGAAGAACCGUCGACAGCAGAGGGAAGUCGACCAACCGCCGACGCAACUUUGCCUCCCACCGAAGAUCCUCCAGCUCGACCCGCAAAGGUUGUGAAGGCGGAACCGUCCGAGAAAGUCAAGACGACUAGUUCUUCGAGCUUGUCGGCGGCGAUCAAUAAAUUUAUAGAGCUAUACGGCGACUUUGACAGCGACAGUGACAGCGAUUCCCCCGCUCCUUCAGUUGCGAACUCCGGUACGAAAGGCGCUCCGUGCUGCUCCGACACUGUACUCGUGUGCAACCGGCCUGGAGGCAACCCAACGGUUCAGCGUAACACUGAUCGUGAAAAUGUACCUCAACAACUCCACAACAACGCUCCGGAAGAGACAAGCAGUAUCAUCCGUGAAGAGAACCUCGUGGCCAAGAGUCAACCUCCAACCUUGAUUCCGCAAGAAGAACCGUCGACAGCAGAGGGAAGUCGACCAACCGUCGACUCAACUUUGCCUCCCACCGAAGAUCCUCCCGCUCGACCCGCAGAGGUUGUUGGACCGGUAGUAUCGCCUGCUAUCGAGAUCGCGACCGCGAAACAAAUAACACCAUCAGUUGACGCCAGUGAGACCGCUACCUCUAGUGCAAAGGAUCCACCGAUCAACUCCGAGUCGAUCUCAACCGAGCAGCGCGCAACGGGUCAACCCGAUCCGGUCAUCGGGCCCGGAGGCAACCUAGCCGUUCAGAGUAGCCCCGGAAGUGAAAACGUGAUCCAGACUUCCGUUCCGCAGGGUAACACUGUAACAUCGACGUCCAAAGCUACAUCAGUCAGCGAAGAGAGCCUUCCAAACAGUUCAGCACAAUACCGGUCACAAGCAUCAACCUCCGGUGAACUCGUUCCGGGUGCGUUUUAUUGGGAAGAGGACGACAGCGUGCAAGACGACUCACGAGACAGGUCGAAAUCGAAACCAGUUCGCCCAACGGUCCCGUGGAUCGUGUUCCGUCGCUGGCUCGCUCCCCACCAAACCCUCGAGCCGGUCAUCCGCCGUCACCUGGCCCUGGUCGCCACCCUCCGCCAUCGCUGGCCCCAACUAUUCCACCGCACGACAGCCGACGUCUUCAGCAACGUGAACUCACUCAACGACGCCAUCACCGCCACACUAUUCCCCGUCCUAAAACCAACGAACGCCGUCCGCGUUCUUCAAAUGCGCGCCAUGGUAGACCCGUUGGUCAUUCGAAUCGCGUACGGACUGACGCCGCAAGAGCUGGAACUAGCCCAGCAGGCCGUUAACCGUUCGCAUCGUCCGGUACUGGUGGAACGCAAAUGGAACAUUGUGCUCGAGUCGUCGGCAUCGGUUGAAGGCGGCGGCGGGUCGCCAGCGCCGAAGCGGAUCAAGAUCAGCGAAGCCGGCUCCAACAGCUAUACGGUGCAGAGCAACUCGCCCGUUGCGAUUUGUCUGUCCGACUCGGAGGACUCACCGUCGGUGGUAUUGCCCGUGCGGAAGAGACGCCAGCAGCGGGUGCGCACCGAACUGUACAAAUGA